This is a messenger RNA of Anopheles stephensi (Asian malaria mosquito), 470 nucleotides long. RefSeq lists its product as uncharacterized. NCBI's taxonomy places the organism in Eukaryota, Metazoa, Arthropoda, Insecta, Diptera, Culicidae. Bases 4 to 309 code for a protein of 101 amino acids. The transcript is spliced from 3 exons. The record is from RefSeq and is a predicted model, not a curated record.
CCCAUGGCAUACGUAUGCAAGUCUCAAGGAUCUAGAUACUUCCAGCGGCAUACUGGGGGAGGCACUGGCAGUCACCCGAUGAGAUGCAGUCAUCGAACACGUACGUUCUUCAGGGACGAGUUUCUCUUUCCGGGCCAUAUUACUUCCCACGUUCUGCUUGGCUCUUCCUCACGUGCAGACUGGCAAGUUCGCAUAGAAACCAAGGAAAAUGUAAGAUACGAUUAUUCGACAGCCUGUGCGCCCGGUUGGAACAUAUCGCACUAUGCAUAUUGGACGAGUGCAACGGAAGCACCAGCGACGUGCUGCUAGCCAUACAGUCUACAAAUUUAUUCACUUGCUGACAUGUGGAAUGACUGAGGAUGAGCUAGAGAAAGAUUUGGUUCUAGGAGAGUUCAAUGAAUUGUGCUAUUGUAUUCUUAGAAUAGCUCCUUCUAAGAUGUUAGUCGUUCUCGUAAUCAAUAAGAACUAUU